AUGGGUAUCGACCUGGACCGCCACCAUGUGCGGAGCAGCCACCGCAAGGCUCCCAAGAGCGACAACGUCUAUUUGCAGGUGUUGGUGAAGCUUUACCGCUUCCUUGCCCGCCGUACCGAGUCCAACUUCAACAAGGCUGUUCUCCGUCGUCUCUUUAUGUCGAGAAUUAACCGCCCCCCUGUUUCGCUCUCGCGUGCCGUCGCGAACAUCAGCGAGGCCCAGAAGGGCAAGACCGUCGUCGUCAUCGGCACCGUUACCGAUGACAACCGCCUCCUGAACGUUCCCAAGCUCUCGAUCGCUGCUCUCCGCUUCACCGCCACCGCUCGCGCUCGCAUUGAGAAGGCUGGUGGUGAGACUUUGACCCUGGACCAGCUUGCUCUCCGCGCUCCCACCGGUGCCAACACCCUCCUCCUUCGUGGACCCAAGAACUCCCGUGAGGCCGUGAAGCACUUCGGCUUCGGUCCCCACACUGACAAGAAGCCCUACGUUGGCAGCAAGGGCCGCAAGUUCGAGCGUGCCCGUGGUCGCAGAAGGUCCAAGGGUUUCAAGGUCUAA
Messenger RNA from Penicillium canescens, 555 nucleotides. Its product is annotated as 60S ribosomal protein eL18. The transcript is spliced from 4 exons. Gene Ontology annotation, biological process: translation. Gene Ontology annotation, molecular function: RNA binding; structural constituent of ribosome. NCBI's taxonomy places the organism in Eukaryota, Fungi, Ascomycota, Eurotiomycetes, Eurotiales, Aspergillaceae. Gene Ontology annotation, cellular component: cytosolic large ribosomal subunit; ribosome. The record is from RefSeq and is a predicted model, not a curated record. Bases 1 to 555 code for a protein of 184 amino acids.